Molecule: messenger RNA, 2185 nt
Organism: Metopolophium dirhodum (rose-grain aphid)
Lineage: Eukaryota; Metazoa; Arthropoda; Insecta; Hemiptera; Aphididae
Product: PRELI domain-containing protein 2-like
Exons: 4
Coding region: 502-1023 (173 amino acids)
Source: RefSeq, a predicted model, not a curated record
AGUUAUUAAUUGAGUCCGACAGUCGAUACAAAUGUGUUUAAGUUGCAUUAUAAAAAUGUAAUCUAAUGACUAAAACGACAUUUUCAAGUUCUCCGUACAUGAAUUAUUGUUUUUAUAUAAUUUAAAAUUAAAAUAUAAAAAGAUUUUUUCUACAUUUUACUAUUUUAGAAUUAUAUUUUUUUAUAAUUGUAUUAUUUCUCAUACAUUUUAAAAUCUUGUACAAACCGCAACGUAACGUUUACACUUUACAAAUUACAAUAGUGACCUCAGUUCCUAUUCAAGUUCCAAGUCCAAUUCAAUGUGUAAUAGUCGGAAGUCCUUCAAUAUUUACGUUAAUUUAAUAUUGAAUAAUGGUUAUUAACUAGUGUACAACAGUUUGAAAUGAUUCACAAAACAUUUUUACUAUAUAUGCUUAUUAGUUAUUGAAUACGUUUAACUUCACCGUGUUAAAAGUAAAAUAAAUAAUAAUAUUAUACUUUUUUUUAUAUAUAUAAUACAAUAAUGGUUUUAACAGUUUCAUUAGUGCACAUAUUCCAGCAACCAUUUCAAACAAUUAAAACUUACUACAAUCAAAUCAGACAAAAAGACGAUGUUGUUAAAAUCUCAGAAUUAAUUGAUGCGCACAUCGAUGAACAUGGAUUUGAAUAUACUAAACAUAGGCUAGUAUGUCAUAAUAUUAUACCUCAAGUAUUAAGGCGCGAUCAAAUACUACAUGUUCCAGAAAUACUUAUUGAAGAAGAAUGUUGGUAUGACGAAAAAGGUCAAAAAUUUUGGGCAAGAACGAGAAAUUUGAGUUGGUCAGAAAUAGCCACGUUAUCUAAUAUAAUAACAUUAUCAAUUACACCAAACCCAACAUGGACUAAGUAUGAAAUUGAUGGCAUAACAGAUUUUUUUGGAACACAGCCUCACGGAGUUGGAUAUGCAGUAGAGUAUUUUUUGAAAAAAUAUACAGAAAAAAAGUUGUUGGAACAUAUUAAAAUAAUCGACCAGGAAUGUUUGAAAAAUAGUGAUAUAUUAAUGUAAGAAUUUUGAAUUUGUAUUUUUAAACAAUUAAUAGUAUAGUGUAGAACAGUGUUUCCCAACCUUUUUUUACUCAACGCCCCUUUUAGAUUUUAAAAAUCUCACACCGCCCUCCCCCCCCCCAUCAAUUUUUCAAAAUAUAAAAGUUUUAUUUUUUAAUAAGCUAUUUAAUUUAAGACAAAAUAUCAUUUAACAUUUUAUCGCUACAAUUUAGUUAAUUUUAAAUUUAAAUACCUACUAAUAAUAUGAAUUAUAUAAUUUGAUUUCGAAUUUGCUAAUAUAAAAUUAUAACACAAAAAAUACUUAUGUGACUAAUGACUGCCCUGAGGUUGAUGGUUUCCUGCUAACGAAAUGAUAUCUGGCUCAAUAGAUGUCAGCAUUAGUCUUAAAUCUCUUCUUUCACAUAUUUCUAAUUUGUUUCUUGAUUUGGUCAAAAGUAGUUGAACCGCACUAAAGCCUUUUUCGACUAGGUAUGUCGACGGAAAAGCCAUAAUUAGUAAUUCCACUUCUUUCCAAAGUUGAGGGUACAUAGAUUUUGUUUGAGCCAAAACAAAUCGUAUCCAUUAUAUUUAAAAUCGAUUUUAGCUUUUUCAUUGUGCUUCCUUUCGAGUAGUUCUUCUUGAAUUAAUGGUUGGAAAUUUUUUAUAUCUGCUAAAAAUGGAUUCAAUACCCAUUCAGAUAUUAUCAGUUCGUUGAUAUCCUUAAAUCUAGUACUCAUAUUAUUAUAUGAUAAUGAUUACAUUUGGUAUUUUAAAUUUAUUUUUUUGGAGUUUUUAUUCUACGCAGUUAUACAUUUCAUUACAAUCAGUUAUAAACCAAAAAAAAUUAUUUGAUAGAUGAGCGACCCCUUUAGCGCCCCCCUCAUAAAAACGCCCCCUUCAAAAUAAAAAAUGCCCACAAGGGGGCGGUAGCGCCCACGUUGGGAACCACUGGUGUAGAAGAUCUGUAUUAAAUGCAUUUUUGAAGAACAGAAAAUAUUACCUAUUAAAUUGUCUUACCUACUAUAAAAAAUUAUAUCUCACCAUUGUUAAUAUGUAUGGAAUUAAUAAUUAUAUAUACAAUUUUAAAAUAACAAAUGCAAAACAAUCUGUUUUAUUUAUAUUUGUUACAUUUUUAAACUGGUAUUAAUCAUUUAAUAAAUCAGAAUAAAACAGUUCAAUUUGGA